Talaromyces proteolyticus is the source of this 1554-nucleotide messenger RNA. RefSeq names its product general substrate transporter. Gene Ontology annotation, biological process: transmembrane transport; carbohydrate transport. Bases 1 to 1554 code for a protein of 517 amino acids. The record is from RefSeq and is a predicted model, not a curated record. Gene Ontology annotation, molecular function: carbohydrate:proton symporter activity. Gene Ontology annotation, cellular component: membrane. NCBI's taxonomy places the organism in Eukaryota, Fungi, Ascomycota, Eurotiomycetes, Eurotiales, Trichocomaceae. The transcript has 7 exons.
AUGGCGUCUCCUAGCACUCGCCAGGUGAGCGCAUUCAAUCUUGCCAUUGUCCUUGCCCUUUGCUUCGGCAGUUUAACCUACGGGUACUCUUUUAGCAUCACUUCCACGACGCUGGGCCAGCCUUCAUUCUUUGAAUAUUUCAAUCUGUCUCAAGACACUACAGCACCAAGAUAUGCCUAUACAAAUCGUGUUAUUGGGGGUUUAAAUGGGUGUUUCUCUGGCGGAGGCUUUCUUGGUGCUUUAGUCGGCGGUUGGGCUUGUGAUGCGCUUGGUCGCAAGAAGACACUUCUAUUAGCUACCCCUAUCGCUAUCCUCGGCGGCGCGUUACAAGGAGGAGCAGUGAAUAUUGCAAUGUUGCUCGUUGGUCGAACCUUGGGCGGUUUUGCAGUGGGAAUUCUAAUGGUCCUCAUUCCACUUUUUCAAUGCGAGAUUGCGCCUCCGGCGGCCCGUGGAUUUCUCGUAUCUCAACACGGCGUUGUGAUCGUCUUUGGAUAUUCCGUUGCUGCAUGGGUCGGCUUUGGCUGUUUCUAUACAACCAAACCAGCAUUUCAAUGGCGAUUCCCACUUUCUUUGCAGUGCCUUUGGCCGCUAGUUAUGUUGCUUCUGACACCACUUCUACCUGAAUCCCCCCGUUGGCUUCUAAUGCAAGGUCGUCAGCAAGAGGCAUGGGAUAUCGUAGAAAAGCUACACAACAGCGAUAAGGAUGACUCGAGAGUAUCGUUUGCUAGGGAAGAGUUCUACCAGAUGACAAACCAGGUCUCUGCAGAUCAAGAAAUGGCUAGCUCCGAGACGUUAACGACUUUAUUUACAAAGAAAUCUUAUCGAAGACGUAUGUUGUGUGCAUUCAUGACUAUGUUCGCAUCAGAAUCAACAGCAAUCUUGGUUAUCUACAAUUACAGCGUCCUUCUAUAUGAAGGGCUGGGCUUUAGCAGCAAUAUUUCCCUGCUGUUGGCGGCGGCUUAUGUUACUGUGGCAUGCUGUGGGAAUUACAUUAGCUCACUCUUAAUGGACCAUGUCGGUCGUGUGAAGCUGUUGAUCACUGGUAUUUCCGGUUGUCUGAUCUGUCUCAUCUUCGAAGCGGCGCUGUCAGCCCGCUAUAUAGGGACAGAAAACUCCUCGGGACUAGGCGCUGGAGUUUUUUUCCUAUUCCUUUACAUUUCAUUCUACGGCUGCUGUAUUGAUGCCACCACGUACGUCUACUGCACGGAGAUUUUCCCGACUCACAUUCGCUCGCGAGGCAUGGCAUGGUCACUGGCCGUAUUGUUCGGUACUACGGUUGCCUACCUGAUCCCUGCUCCAACAGCAUUUGCACAAGUUGGUUGGAAAUACUACCUUCUUUUCAUCAUUUUAAGCGCGAUAAAUAUACCGAUCAUAUGGACUUUGUUUCCGGAGACCAAGGGGCUUGCCUUGGAAGAGGUCGGCGAGAAAUUUGGCGAUGAUGUUAUUGUAAAACUCACCAAUAUUACUACAGAACAGAGGGAGCAACUAGAUGAUGCUAUCAGGGCCGAUAAAAGCAGGUUGGAAAGUACACAUGUUGAACGGUUACCUGUGUAG